Molecule: messenger RNA, 3394 nt
Organism: Amphibalanus amphitrite
Lineage: Eukaryota; Metazoa; Arthropoda; Thecostraca; Balanomorpha; Balanidae
Exons: 6
Coding region: 179-1801 (540 amino acids)
Cellular component (GO): membrane
Source: RefSeq, a predicted model, not a curated record
AGAUCUCCUGCAACCUCUGGACGAGACGCUCCGCGCUGCAGUUUGUAGCAUUACUAACGUCGCCUUUAGCCAGGACAGUUGGACACAGGCAGUUUUACCGACUAGAUAUGGCGGACUAGGCAUCAGACGCACGCAAGACCUUGCACUUCCAAGCUACGUAACAUCCCUUCACCAUUGUAUGCAGCUGCUGAUGUCGAUGCUGCCCGGAUCGCUACGCGCCAGACUGUCGGCGGAACAAGAAGUUACCUUGACGGACUGGAGGAUGGCGGCUGAGCCAGCGGAACCUCCAACAGGUGACGCUGCACGAAGUCAGCGUGCAUGGGACAGCGUACUAGCCGACAAAGUGCGAAGCAGCCUACUGGCCACCGCUACCCAGGUAGAGCAAGCCCGUCUUUUCGCAGCAGGGACGGUGGAGAGCGGAGCAUGGUUGCACGCCUUGCCCUCAGCCAGCCUGGGCACGCUGCUGGACCCUCCCACCCUUAGAGUCGCCGUUGCUUUGCGCGUCGGAGCUGAAGUCUGCCAGCCACAUAGGUGUCGUUGUGGCUCCCUGGCCGACAGUUUGGGACACCAUGCGCUGACCUGCCGUCUGAGCGCGGGACGUCAUCCCCGCCACACCGCGCUCAAUGACGUGAUUAAGCGUGCCCUGCAGACUGUCGGCUUGCCAUCUCUUCUUGAGCCCACCGGCAUCGAUCGUGGUGAUGGGAAACGGCCGGACGGCUUGACGCUUUUCCCAUUUACUGAGGGAAAAUCGCUCGUGUGGGAUGCCACUUGCGUCAACACCUACGCGGCUUCCCAUCUGCCGGCCACCGCCGCUGCUGCCGGCGCUGCAGCCAGGGACGCUGAGGAGAGAAAGAUGCGCAAGUACUCGGGACUGGCUGAUCGGUUUCAAAUUCAGCCUGUGGCAAUUGAAACUAGUGGCGUCUACGGCCCGGCAACAAGCCGCUUCAUAAGCCUUUUAGGUGGCCGUUUAGUCAGCGUGACCGGCGACGCGCGUGAAUCGUCCUGGCUGCGACAAAGACUAGCGCUGGCUGUAGUCCGUGGCAAUGCAGCGAGUGUCCUCCAUUCGCCAUUUAGCUCUGGUCCCCUGAAGCAGGCAACAGGCGAAACGCACCUCACUGAUCCGGCAGAGCGCCACCAGCUCCACGUUGACCCUGAGUGGGCUACCACACCGGAUAACACCGCUAGCCGUCUGGAAUGGAUACUGGACGACCAGGUGGGCGUGGUCACCAUUGACGGCGAGCAGCCCGACAACAAAACAGUCUUCCUCGUGCCCAUGAACGGCGGAAUCUGGACACUCUGCGUGUCUCUGUCAGAGAGCCAGCGGCGGACACUGCGCGAAGAGGGUUUCCACCACCCCAUGUGCACCAACUACCUGUCUCCGGAGCUGCUGUCACGCGGAGAGCUGCGAAACGACUGGAUUCACAGGAUGCAGAACCUGAGCAUCUCGUGCGCGCUGGUGAGCCUGAUCCUGCUGGUGGCCUCGGCCCUGGUCGGACUGUUUGGCGUGCUGCAGAAGCAGAACUCGGCUGUGCUCAUCACCGGCUUCAUGUACCUCAUGGCAGCCAUUUUCUCCACCUUCAGCUUCUCAAUAAUUCACUUCAAGCGCAAAACGAAGCGCGACUGCGGGGUGCUGGACUCGCAGAUCACGCACGAGUUUUACAACAGCCGCACGUUCCAGCCAGGCUGGUCACUGCAGAUCGGCUGGACGGGCGUCACCAUCUGCCUCACGGCCAGCCUCUCUUGGAUCCUGCUGGCCCGCUUCAUGCGCUACACGCCUGGCUCGUCCCUGCUGAGCUACUGAGCUAACGAGCGCCCGACUCCUCCCUGCUGAGCUACUGAGCUAACGAGCGAGUCGCCUCGUCCCUGCUGAGCUACUGAGCGCCUGGCUCGCUACUGAGCGCCUGGCUCGUCCCUGCUGAGCUACUGAGCUAACGAGCGCCCGACUCCUCCCUGCUGAGCUACUGAGCUAACGAGCGCCCGACUCCUCCCUGCUGAGCUACUGAGCUAACGAGCGAGUCGGCUCGUCCCUGCUGAGCUACUGAGCGCGGGAGACCGGCUCUGAGAGACAGCUCAGGACCACAACACGGCGACGACAGGAGUGUCCCGGAGGACGUCAACUUUCGAGCCGGCAAACAACUCCAGAUGAGCGGCCGUAUCGACGUCAAACUCCAGACCGGCUCACUCAUCUAACUCCCGAGUGACACUGGGUGUGCCAAUUCGGCCUACUCGGAGCGAUCUCGGAGUACGCGAAGAUGCGCGCCCUCGAAGAUACGGCUGCAUACGGAUCACCUGGCGUCCGUCGGCACGGGAGUUACCGAAUUGGGGGCCGACGCUCGCAUCUGAUCCCGCCGAUCGGGUCCCGGGGGAGGCUGACAGAGGCCCGAUACGCUCCAAAGGCGGCAGGUAAUGCCUCUCUGAGCCCGGUGCGGAGAGGAGGCUGCAUGAAUAGAACAUGUGCCGGAGUCUCGGAGCGGCGAGCGGCGGCCGCGGGGGCGUGCCGUGCACUGCGCCCAGUUGGUUCAGUGAAAACACCGAAACGCUCCAGAAAGACGGGAGAUGGACGGGUUGCGGACGUGGAACGAGAGCAGGAAAAGAGCGGACGAGUGGUUAGACCGGAGGUGACACGGGCGAGAGACUGGUGGGGCGGUGAAGUUGUGUAGGUAAGACGAGGCAGAGACCUUUUUUGAGGGAAAGCGACAUCCUGCGUCGCUGUUUGACAACGUGUUGUCGGCGUUCAAAGGCUCCGUUUAUCUAUGAAUGUCUUCUGUGAUGAAUUAGCAAAUAGUGAGACAAGGAACCAAUUCCAGCUGUUUGAAAAGGCGAACCUGAGUAUUGCACUAUCAGUCACAGUGCAAUUGAGAUAAGUUAUGUCAAUCGCCCUGACAUAAUGUCUGACUGAAGUGCUUUUAAGGUUCUAAUAUGCUGAAUAUGUUCGCUAUCGAAUAUGUUCGAUAUUACCCAGGUGCUAUGAGUAUCUGUCUACCAAGGGAUUGGUGUGGGAUAUAUAUGACCGCUAUUAUAUAGCCCACAGCUAUAUACAGCCCCGACGCAGCUAUAGCUGGCGAGAGAGGAAUCAGCACAUUUACCAUCGACGUUCAUGAAAUAAUCGGUGAACUUUUAAGUGCAAUAUUACACCGAUUAUGGAGAAUUGGUAAUAUCUGGAUUCUGACCCCGCCGUCUUCGCAUGUUUUAUUGCGUUCAUUCAUCGUCGUGUUGAUGCCUAUUCGAUACCGCUGAUUUGCUAACGCCUGUUUCGCCAAAAGGUAAUGUUACGUGCAUAAUUCGUUAAAUAGGUAAGCUAAGCAUAUCAGUCGCCUAAAUAUUGGUAGACUUGGGAAAUACAAUGCCUGGUGUUAUGGUUUAUUACCGUUAAUGAAAUUAUCACAAAAAAAAA